AUGUUUUAUUCCGCAGUGCCACGAGUGCCGCUGGCUUUAAUAGCCCUUAUCAGUUGGUUAUGCCAUAUCUCACCAGCGAUGAUUAUUCCUGCAUUGCGGAAUGAACAUCCUGAAAAUGUUCCGGAUAAGAUGGCCAUCGGGAAAGAACCGAUUGAUAACAAUUCUGAUAGAAUGUCACCAACAGGCGGAACAUUUAAUCAGUAUUUGGGUAAUAACAUACGCCUAUUUGAAGGCGAUAUUAUCCUUACAAAGCAGCAAGAAAAGAUUUGGAAUCAAACAUUCAAUUACGCAAUGACAUUUUCAAAUCGAACAAUCAGAAUGGGACGAAAGAAGCGACAAGCUUAUCGCUCUGAUAACUAUUUCUGGCAAGAUGGCAUUGUGCCAUAUAGAAUUGACUCAAAACUUUCACAGCACGCCAAAGAUAUUAUAAAGAAAUCAAUUGAAAAGUGGGAAAGUAGUACAUGCAUUACUUUUAUUCCAGCUAGCAAUAAAAAAAAUGCGCUCGUUUUUGUUCGAGGGUCAAGUUGCUCCAGUUAUAUUGGCCAUAUGUCGCAAUGGACAAAGCAGCCAGUUUCGAUUGGUUAUAACUGUGAACAUAUUCAUACAAUUUCACAUGAAAUUGGCCAUGCAUUAGGUUUCUUGCACACUCACACCCGAGCGGACCGCGAUGAAUAUAUUUGGAUUAAAUUUAACAAUAUCCAAGAUGGUUUAUCGUCAAAUUUUAUGCGUUCGUCGCGUGAAGAUAAUUAUAACUAUGGACUUCCAUAUGACUAUGGUAGCGUAAUGCAUUAUAGCAAGAAAGCAUUUACAAGUAAUAGUGGUCCAACAAUUAUUCCACGGUAUUCGUGGUAUGAAGAUACGAUGGGUAGUGGUACUGGGCCAACAUUCAUUGAUAUUCUCAUGAUGAAUACACAUUAUAAAUGCUUAGUUGUUUAUGCCCAUCCGGGUACGGUGGAAGAUAUUGCGAACGGCGGGUUUGUUUUUAAUCAGCUAAUUACUGAGAUCUUUUUUGCAACUACUUUUGCUAAUGCUGAUUCAUUUGGUUGUGGUGGUAAUUUACGUGCAACAUCUGAAUGGCAAAUAUUAAAUGCAAAAAUGGGUAAAUCUGGAUUCUACAGUGAUGACAUAUCUUACUGUCACUGGUGGAUUGAGGCUGGACAACAUGAAAUUAUUGAAAUGGAAAUAACUUCACUUUCUGGUACUUGUUCAGAAGGAUGCAUUUUUGGUGGUUUAGAGAUAAAAGCUGUUGCUGAUAAGAGAUUAACCGGAUACAGAUUUUGUUGUGAACGAUCGAAUGGAAAAAUUGUGAAAGCAAAUGGUCCAAUACUUCCCGUUAUACUAUUCAAUAGAAGGGACUACACACAAGCUCUAAUUAGGUUUCGAUUGAAAAAAACAUAG
This is a messenger RNA of Brugia malayi, 1398 nucleotides long. RefSeq names its product metalloprotease 1 precursor, putative (gene Bma-nas-31). NCBI's taxonomy places the organism in Eukaryota, Metazoa, Nematoda, Chromadorea, Rhabditida, Onchocercidae. The transcript is spliced from 12 exons. Gene Ontology annotation, biological process: proteolysis; molting cycle, collagen and cuticulin-based cuticle. The coding region runs from base 1 to 1398 and encodes 465 amino acids. The record is from RefSeq and is a predicted model, not a curated record. Gene Ontology annotation, molecular function: zinc ion binding; metalloendopeptidase activity.